Molecule: messenger RNA, 528 nt
Organism: Prorocentrum cordatum
Lineage: Eukaryota; Dinophyceae; Prorocentrales; Prorocentraceae
Source: the annotation of a GenBank genome assembly
AUGGUCACGCACGGCGAUCUGCCGAUGUUGCAGGCACGGGGCACUCGAGCCCGGCACUGCGCCACUGCGGCGGCGCCCGAGCACCUCACCUGGCUGGACAGCCGUGAAACUGGGCCAAUCAAAAGCAUUAAGGCGCAGGCGAGAAAGUUGCGGGCGACCAUCCAGAGGAGGACGGCCUGCGCGGGCGCCAGCGGUCAGGCACCCGACGUGGCCGCGAUCCUCGCCCACUACGGCACCGUGCUCGCCGAGAUCGAGGAGCAGAUCGGGCAACUUCUCAAGGACGCCUCGCCCCCCGAGGCGCCCGUGGACGCCGCCGAGCCCGCACCAACGGCGCCGGCGACCGGCGAGGUGGCUGACGGCAAGAAGUUUCAGAAGCGCGUGUCCUUCGGCGUUGAAGAGGCCCUGCCGGACAACGGGGGCGGCGAGCCCGGCAACCCGUCCGUGAGGAAGCGCCCCGCCGCCGGGUCCGUCAGCACCGUCGCCACCGUCAGCACGGUGUGCAGCUCCAGCGGCGAGCCGCAGCCGUAG